AUGUACGAGCUCAACGAGAGCAGCUUCGACCCCAUCACCUUUGUCCUGACGGGCAUCCCGGGCAUGGAGGAGUCCCACGUCUGGAUCUCCGUCCCCUUCUGCCUGAUGUACCUCACGGCCGUGCUCAGCAACCUGCUGCUGCUCUUCGUCAUCGCCACGGACCGCAGCCUCCACGAGCCCAUGUACCUGUUCCUGGCCAUGCUGGCCCUCUCCGACCUGCUGCUGUCCACCACCACCGUGCCCAAAAUGCUGGCCAUCUUCUGGUUCGGCGCCAGGGAGAUUUCCUUCGACGCCUGCAUCACGCAGAUGUUCUUCACCCACUUCAGCUUCAUCGUGGAGUCCUCGGUGCUGCUGGCCAUGGCCUUCGACCGCUACGUGGCCGUGUGCGCCCCGCUGCGCUACGCGGCCAUCCUGACGCCCUCGGCCAUCGCCAAGGUGGCGGCGGCCGCCGUGGCCCGCGGCUGCUGCAUCAUGUUCCCGCCCGUCUUCCUGCUGAAGCGGCUGCCCUACUGCGGGCACAACGUCAUGCCCCACACCUACUGCGAGCACAUGGGCAUCGCGCGCCUGGCCUGCGCCGACAUCCGCGCCAACGUGUGGUACGGGCUGACCACGGCGCUGCUCUCCUCGGGCCUGGACGUGGUGCUCAUCGCCGCGUCCUACGCGCUGAUCCUGCGCGCCGUGUUCCGCCUGCCGUCCCCCGCCGCCCGCCUCAAAACGCUCAGCACCUGCGGCUCCCACCUCUGCGUCAUCCUCAUGUUCUACGUGCCCGCCUUCUUCUCCUUCCUCACGCACCGCUUCGGCCGCCAGAUCCCCAGCCAGGUGCACAUCCUGCUGGCCAACCUCUACGUGGUGGUGCCGCCCAUGCUGAACCCCAUCGUGUACGGGGUGAGGACCAGGCAGGUCCGGGAGCGCGUCACCCGCCUGCUCUGCCCCGCGGGCGCCGAGCGUGCCUGCAGGGCCUGA
Molecule: messenger RNA, 963 nt
Organism: Passer domesticus (house sparrow)
Lineage: Eukaryota; Metazoa; Chordata; Aves; Passeriformes; Passeridae
Product: olfactory receptor 52B2-like
Exons: 1
Coding region: 1-963 (320 amino acids)
Biological process (GO): G protein-coupled receptor signaling pathway
Cellular component (GO): plasma membrane
Molecular function (GO): olfactory receptor activity; G protein-coupled receptor activity
Source: RefSeq, a predicted model, not a curated record